GGCCAGAGAGAAAAGAAGCUGUGUGCCAAAUACCGAUACCCAGGAAUAGAAGACAAGUGCGAGAAUUCUUGGGGGCAGCAGGCUUCUGUAGGAUAUGGAUUCCCAGCUACGCGAUACUGGCAAAACCACUGUAUGCAGCUAUCAAAGGUACAGAGCACGACCCCUUCUUAUGGACUCAAGAACAGCAAACGGCAUUCGAAGAUGUGAAGAGGGCUUUGAUGAGUGCCCCAGCAUUAGGUCUACCUGACCACACACGGCCAUUCUACCUGUAUGUACAUGAGCAAAGAAGAAUGGCUGUGGGAGUAUUGACACAGUACUUGGGAUCAUGGCAAAGACCUGUUGCCUACAUGUCUAAGCAACUGGAUGCAGUGGCCAGCGGACUUCCACCUUGUCUAAGAGCUGUAGCUGCAGCAGCCCUGCUAGUAGCUGAAGCCGAUAAACUCACUCUGGGUCAAGAACUUUAUGUACGAGUUCCACAUGCAGUACAGACGUUGUUGGAUUACAAAGGAAAUCAUUGGUUUAGUAACAGCCGUAUGACCAAGUAUCAAGCAAUGUUGUGUGAAAACCCAAGAGUGCAUUUAGAGACUGUAAAUACCUUAAAUCCAGCUACCCUUUUGCCACAACCUACUGAAAGUCAACAUGAUUGUUUGGAAGUAAUGGAUGAAGUAUUUUCAAGUAGACCAGAUCUUCGUGAUUUUCCCAUCCAGAACCCUGAUGUUCAAUAUUACACCGACGGCAGUAGUUAUGUAAAAGAAGGGAUCCGCUAUGCAGGAUAUGCAGUAACAACGAUAGACAAGGUGAUAGAAGCUCGGUCACUGGCAAAAGGAACAUCAGCACAAAAGGCAGAAUUGAUAGCACUGACACGAGCGUUACAAUUGGCUGAAGGUUUAAGAGUGAACAUCUACACGGACUCCAAGUAUGCGUUUUUAACCACUCAUGCCCACGGAGCUUUGUAUAAAGAAAGAGGACUAUUGAAUUCAGAAGGCAAAGAAAUCAAAUACGAAGGCAAAGAAAUCAAAUACGCAGCUGAGAUCCUACAACUAUUGGAAGCAGUGUAGGAGCCGAAAGAAGUCGGUAUUAUACAUUGUCGGGCGCAUCUGAGAGGAGAUGGUGAUGUAACCAAAGGGAAUCGGAUGGCAGAUAGUGCAGCUAAGCGUGCUGCUGAAUCAGGAAGACAGGAAUAUGUGGGGCAUAUAGCUGCUCUUAUACCAACUCCACUGUCUCAAUGGACUCCAAUUUAUACAGCUCAAGAAGAGGAGUGGUUUAGGACUGAACCUGGAAAGUAUUUGGAGAACAAAUGGUAUCAGUUAGAAGAUGGAAGAAUAGUUAUUCCAGCAUCACUAGCGGUAGAAAUUGUCCAAAACUAUCAUAACGGGACACAUUCUGGGAGAGACAGUACAGAAGAAUCUCUCAGAAAACAUUUCUACAUACCAAGAUUGGCCAACUUGACUCAGGCCAUUGUACGUAGAUGUGUAACGUGUGCUAAAAAUAAUGCAAGACAAGGACCAGUAAAGCCACCAGGAGUCCAGUUUAUGGGGGGACUUCCCAUGUGCGAUUUACAAAUUGACUAUACAGUGAUGCCUAAAUCGGGUGGACAUCGCUACCUGCUGGUAGUGGUGUGCACCUAUUCAGGCUGGGUAGAAGCAUGUCCUACUCGUACAGAGAAAGCAGGAGAAGUCGUGAGAUUCCUGCUACGAGAAAUAAUACCCGAUAUGGACUACCCUGCUCUAUAGGAUCGGACAAUGGUCCAGCUUUUGUUCAUCAGUGUCUACAACAAUUGACUCAUAUGCUUGGUAUAAAGUGGAGGCUUCAUACGGCAUAUAGACCCCAGAGUUCUGGUAAGGUAGAGAGAAUGAAUAGAACUAUUAAGAAUCAGUUGGCUAAAUGUGUCAGGAAACCCAACUUAAGUGGAACGUUCUCUUGCCCAUAGCUCUAUUGCGAAUCCGUAGUACACCUACCAGAAGGAUGGGCCUCUCUCCUUUUGAAAUCAUGUACGGGCGACCACCUCCCGUGCUUGGUAACUUAAGGGGGGAUUUGAGUCAGUUAGGAGAAGGAAUUACCCGGCAGCAGGUUGUAGAGUUGGGUAAGACUAUGGAGGAGGUACAGAAAUGGGUACAAGAUAGAUUACCUGUGAAUAUUUAUCCCCCAAUUCAUAGUUACCACCCAGGCGACCAAGUGUGGAUUAAAGAGUGGAAUAAUAUGCCGUUAGGGCCCAAGUGGAGAGGUCCUUAUGUUGUUCUUCUGUCUACCCCUACAGCGAUAAAAGUAGCCGAAGUGGCUCCGUGGAUACAUCACUCCAGGGUUAAACCAGCAGCAGCCGAUUCCUGGCAAGUUACGGCAAAUCCAGAGAAUCCCUGCAAGAUCCGGUUAAAACGCACGACUCAGUCGGAGUGACGAGGAACCUUGUAGAUUACAAAUUUUAUUGUUUCAGAGACGUGGUAAGUGAGUGAGAAGGCCAUAAUAAAGCCUGUCCACUCACCAACGAGUGUAUAAGUCAGGGAAAGUCUUGAGGGGACCCCUGUGAAGACGAGCAGAACUCCAUUCCCUGCAGCACUUACAUCCUGGAAGCUGAGGUGCCUUCGCACGGACGAAGACUGAGGAUGACGACGAAAGAUGUAUUUUUAAUAAUGUUUAUUUAUGUGUAUUUUUAUAUUCAGGAAAGUAGAGGUACCGACACUCCUAGCUGUGAGGUAUGCAUUAAGACUACAAGAACAGGUAACCAUAUAUCCCAGACCCUAAUUUGGCAUUCGCAAUAUGAGUGUAAAGGAGAUGUAUAAAGAUGUAGAUACUUAAAUAUAGAAUAUAGUGUGUGUCAUUUAGGAGUAGGAGAACCUAAGUGCUUCAGUCCUGAGUAUCAACCCCGUACAAUUUGGUUGACUCUCAGAAAUAGAGAUUCUCAGGGGACCCUAAUUAAUAAGACGGUAUUAAAAUCCGUAUAUUCUUCAGGUGCUCUGCUAUUUGAUGCGUGUAAAGCAAUAUCAAGUGGUAAAAAGCCGUGGAAUGUAUGUGGGGAUCUUAGAUGGGAGAGGACGUAUGGGUCUAACGAUAAAUAUAUUUGUCCCAGUAGUAAAAAUAAAUAUGUAAGUCCAAGAUGCCCAAAUAGAGAUUAUAACUUCUGCCCAUAUUGGUCUUGUGUGGGGUGGGCGACUUGGGGACAGACAGCAGACAAGGACAUGAUUGUGACUAAGUUGCCUACUAAUCCAUAUUGUAAGUCUAUGGAAUGCAAUCCAAUCCAUAUACUUAUAAAUAACCCUGACAAGUUCUUAGAUAAAUAUGGUAAUUUAUUUGGGUUUCAAAUAUAUGGGACGGGUUUAGACCCUGGGACAAUAUUGUUUAUAGGGAUAGAGACUGAUACGGUAACCUCCCAAACUCAUCAAGUAUACCAUUCCUUUUAUGAAGAGAUGAGCAUAGAUAAUAAGAUCCCCCAUAAUGCUAAAACUUGUUCAUUGAUUUAGCCGAGAGUAUUGCCGGUAGUCUUAAUGUUACCAACUGCUAUGUGUGUGGAGGUACUAACAUGGGAGACCAAUGGCCUUGGGAAGCAAAGGAGGUAAUGUCCGGUUCUGAGGCAGUUGACCAAUUAAUAUCUACACAAGCCGACUAUCAUAUGAGUGUUAGAGGUAAAUCUGAGUGGAAAUUGAAGACCUCCAUCAUAGGUUAUGUUUGCAUAGCGAGGAAAGGAAUGAUGUAUAAUACUUCUGUAGGAGAAUUAACUUGUCUAGGGCAAAAAGCUUAUGAUGAUGAUACAAAGAAUACAACUUGGUGGUUCAAUGUCUCAGAACCAUCUAACCCGUUUGCAAGAUAUGCCAAUUUAAAGGACGUAUGGUUUGAUCUAUCCAUCACAUCUAACUGGAGAGCCCCAGCGAAUUUGUACUGGAUCUGUGGUAAGAAGGCCUAUUCGGAGUUACCACAGGACUGGGAAGGGGCAUGUGUGUUGGGUAUGUUAAAACCAUCCCUUCUUCUUGUUGCCUAUUGAAACAGGUGAGACUUUAGGUGUUAAAGUGUAUGAUGUGAAUCAUAGGAAGAAAAGGGGACCCAUAGAGAUAGGUGCCUGGGAAGAUAAUGAAUGGCCUCCCAGCGUAUUAUAGAUUAUUAUGGGCCAGCCACGUGGGCAGAGGAUGGUACCUUUGGUUAUAGAACCCCUAUUUAUAUGCUCAACCGCAUUAUAAGGUUACAGGCGGUGGUUGAGAUCAUUACUAACGAGACAUCACAAGCGCUCAAUCUUCUAGCGAAGCAUAAUACCAGGAUGAGAACAGCAGUUUACCAAAAUAGAUUAGCCUUGGAUUAUCUUUUGGCAGUAGAGGGAGGUGUAUGUGGGAAGUUUAACCUGAGCAAUUGCUGUCUUCAAAUAGAUGACGAAGGGCAAGCAAAAGCUGAGCUUACUAGCCAUAUGGUUAAACUAGCGCAUGUGCCUACUCAGGUAUGGAAAGGGUACAAUCCAAGUAGUUGGUUUGGUAGCUGGUAUGAGUGGUUUUGAGGGCUUAAGGCAGUGGUAGGUGGAGUCCUACUGAUUUUAAUGUUGUGUCUACUCCUGCCGUGUCUUAUACCCUUAGUAGUUAGGUCUGUGCAAAGCCUGAUAGAAAAUAUAGCAGAGAGGAAGGCUGCUGCACAGAUAAUGGCAAUUUAUAAAUAUAAGGCUCUAGAUCAGGGAGAACCAAUGCAGGAAGGCGAGUGUUGAAGAUUCACAUCAUAGGAUAAGUCUGGUCUGGUUCAAAGGUAACUUGUGGUGUAUGCAAACCAAGGUUAAGUGAUGCCUCAAGUAAUUGUAAAAUAUCAAGAGGCAUCAAAGGGGGGAAUGUGGUGGAAUCUCGGUAAAAAUAAAUUUAGUAGGCCGAGAUUACCACGUGGCAUGUGUACGUGCAUAUGCUGGCGUAUCGAUCAGUUGGUUGCACGAGGCAAGAUACGAUCAGUAGUGUACGGAGCAUGUGCAAGAAUACAGGAUGUAGUAUUCCCCUCCUCCAUUGUGCUGAACAAGCCAUGUGGUCAAGCAGGAAGUUAAUUCUUAUUUGUAAUGAUUGGUCAAGAGAAUGUGCGGGUGGAGCUUAAUAUGGGAGGAGUUAUGUGCCUAUAUAGGGAGCCUGCACUAUUGUUCAGGGCUCAGAACUUGCUGUAUUUUUUGUGACAUUAGUCCCUCUGAGUCCCGAUCGGUGAUCCAAUAAAGAAUCUCUUCCUUCCUGAAGAAACCUGUGUCCAUCCCUCUGUGCUUUGCUUCCGUCAGUUUCUCCGGUAUCAGCAGGUCUUUUAAAGCACAUUUUUAUUUAGGAUCUCGGAAACGUGUUAAAAUAAAGACGAAAUGGCGGGUUUCUGUCAGUCUGAAAAUGAUGUGAAAUUAUUGUAAAUUGUGGACACUGACGUAUCAGCUACUACACACAGGGUAAUCAUUAAACGCCAAACUGGAAUACUGUCUCUCUCAGUCUUAGUCUGUCUCUCUCUGGCCUGGCUGUCUCUCUCAGUCUCUGGCUGUCUCUCUCAGUCUCAGUCUCAGUCUCUGUCCUGGCUGUCUCUCUCAGUCUGGCUGUCCUGGCUGUCUCUCUCAGUCUCAGUCUGUCUCUCUCUGGCCUGGCUGUCUCUCUCAGUCUCUGGCUGUCUCUCUCAGUCUCAGUCUCUGUCCUGGCUGUCUCUCUCAGUCUGGCUGUCCUGGCUGUCUCUCUCAGUCUCAGUCUCAGUCUCUGUCCUGGCUGUCUCUCUCAGUCUCUGGCUGUCAGUCUCAGUCUCAGUCUCUGUCCUGGCUGUCUCUCUCAGUCUGGCUGUCCUGGCUGCCUCUCUCAGUCUCAGUCUGUCUCUCUCUGGCCUGGCUGUCUCUCUCAGUCUCUGGCUGUCUCUCUCAGUCUCAGUCUCAGUCUCUGUCCUGGCUGUCUCUCUCAGUCUCUGGCUGUGUCCUAGCUGUCUCUCAGUCUGGGUCAGGAGAUUUCAUAGGUCCAGUUUGAUGUUUAGUAGACUAAAGCCCACAGUGGGGCUGGAUGAGAGUUACUGAGUUAGACAUUCAGUUGAAGUAAUCUCAGGCUGCCCACUGGGAGAGGACACGCCCACAACCUGGCAGCCGCCCUCAGCCAACAUGGCGGACACUGCGCCUGCGUCAUGGCUGCGACCCGGAAGUGACGGCUUUCGGGCGAGUUCGGUCUGUACUGGAGGCUGCGGGGGCGGAGGACAAGGAGAGAGGAAGAAGCUGGAAUGCAAGAGCAGCAGGGGCCCGAGGAAAGGCGGCUGAACGGAAAGAAAACGCUUUCAAACCAGGCUGGAAAACGAAAACAACCGAACCCUGAAGAACAGCCAGGCCAGAGCUGACUGGUGAAAACAACCAGAACUGAAGAAGACAGCCCAGGAGCUGAAGACAGCCAGGCCGAAGAAGACGGCAGGCUGAAGAGCAGCUCCAGGCCAGAGACAGCCCAGGGCUGAGAGGGCAAGCCAGGCCAGAGAGAGACAGCCAGAGACUGAGAGGGACAGCCAGGCCAGAGAGAGACAGCCAGAGACUGAGAGAGACAGCCAGGCCAGAGAGAGACAGACUGAGACUGAGAGAGACAGCCAGAGGCUGAGAGAGACAGCCAGGCCUGAGACUGAGAGAGACAGCCAGGCCAGAGACUGAGAGACAGCCAGAGACUGAGACUGAGAGAGACAGCCAGAGACUGAGACUGAGAGAGACAGCCAGGCCAGAGACUGAGAGACAGCCAGGCCAGAGAGAGACAGACUGAGAGAGACAGCCAGGGCAGAGACUGAGAGAGACAGCCAGGGCAGAGACUGAGAGAGACAGCCAGGCCAGAGAGAGACAGCCAGAGACUGAGAGAGACAGCCAGGCCAAAGACUGAGAGAGAUAGCCACCCCAGAGACCGAGAGACCACCAGGCCAGAGACUGAGAGAGACAGCCACCCCAGAGACUGAGAGACCACCAGGCCAGAGACUGAGAGAGACAGCCACCCCAGAGACUGAGAAAUAGACAGCCAGCCCAGAGACUGAGAAAUAGACAGCCAGCCCAGAGACUGAGAAAUUGACAGCCAGCCCAGAGACUGAGAAAUUGACAGCCAGCCCAGAGACUGAGAAAUAGCCAGCCAGCCCAGAGACUGAGAAAUAGACAGCCAGCCCAGAGACUGAGAAAUAGACAGCCAGCCCAGAGACUGAGAAAUAGACAGCCAGCCCAGAGACUGAGAAAUAGACAGCCAGAGACUGAGAGAAAGAGACAGCCAGGCCAAAAACAGAGAAGAAGAGACAGCCAGUCCAGAGACUGAGAGAGAGAGUACUCUUUGGUACUGGGACUGAUCCAAGAGCACCCUAGGAUUCCAGGGCGAAGGGCUGAGUGCAGUUCCACAACUUGUCUAGAGACAGAGAGAGACAGACAGACUAAAAGAAAGAGAGACAGACAGCCCUGAGUCAGAGACUGAGAGAGAGACACGGUCUUCCCCUCCCAAGAAAUAGCCCCCACCCUGGUAGUCGUCUUCAGCUUAGGACUUCUGUAAGAAGACCUCUGUAAGAGAGACCAAAGGCUCACACAAUAUAUACAUAGUGAUAUAAACACAUACAACACCGUGAAAUAAACACACAAUACACUGAUAUAAACACACACAGCACAAACAUAGUGAUUAGAAAGCUCCACUUAUUUAAUUUCCCUUUUACCAACACACAGAUUGCAGCAUGCGAAUAUUGAUCGAAUACAUGUCAGGAACCAGGGGAUUCCAUCUAUGAAUGUAUGGACAUUUGAAUUGUACAGCCCUGAGACGGAGUACACUCUGAGCUUGACCUCACCUCUCUUCUAAUCCAGGGGUCUAUUGAAGGGAAUCUGUACAUAAAAUAUUGGUUCUGAGGACAUCAUGCAGGGAGACCCGCCACCAAUGAGGGUCUCUGACAAUGAGGGCAAGUUGAAUGUGGUUCCCAGUCCCCCCAGCCAUCGGGCGACUGGCAGGACUGCAGGUUCCAAGGCUUGGCAAUACAGGUGAGAGCAGAAAAGACACCAGUUUGUCAUUUUUAUGGAUUGAUAAAUGAAAACAGUUCUGGAUCCUUGGUCAUUUACAAUGGAGGUGUCUGUCCUAAUAUGACAAGAAAUGCAGUGAGCUCACAGGAGAUGAAUGGCUGUUUAUAUCAGUGGUCCUGGAUUAUGUGGGAGAUGUUUAACUGUUACUCAGUUAGUUGCUCUCUGUAGCUGAUCGCAGAGUAUUUGAAAGGAGGUUAAACACUGAAAACAAUAUUCAGUGCAAUACGUUAAAAUAUAUUGGAAUUCUCUGUUAUUUUUGCACCAAAAUUGUCGUUCUUUAACCAGCGGUAAAAUUGCCAGCAUGUGUACAGACUGAAAGAUAUACUUACCCAUCUAUUCGAGGAAUGGAGCGGCUCCCAGUGCCUGUUCCAAAGCUAGUUGUUUUUUUCCAUCUAAUCAUUUGCUAUCAAUUUGUUUCACAAUGUACACAUACAAGUUUAUUCUCAUUGACACCAGGCCAUGUUGGUUAUGACAGAUGUAGUCAUUCUUCCUAGUGAACUAUGUCACGUAAAAGUUAAAAGUAUUUAUGGAAAGACACUGCAAGCACCAGAAUUACUCCAGCAUGCUGAUUUUUGUUUUUCUGUGCAGUGACCACAUGGAAAAUAUCUACGGGUACCUGAUGAAGUACACCAACUUAGUCACUGGCUGGCAGUACCGGUACGUGCCUUUCAUUUUUUGUCUGGUGUUUCCCAUGUAUUACAUUUAUUCGUAUUCUCAGGUUUCUGUUACAUGAUCUCUAUUACUUUUUGGAUUCUCCUCAUUCUGGAUUCUCAGGGACACUAUAGUCACUAAAACAACCUCAGCUUUAGGAAACCGUUUUGGUGUAUAGAUCAUGCCCCUGCAGUCUCAUUGCUCAAUUCUCUGCCAUUUAGAAGGUAAAACACUUUGUUUAUGCAGCCUUAGCCACUCCUCCCUGCAUGUGACUUACACAGCCUUCCUAUACACUUCCUGUGAAGAGUCAUCUAAUGUUUACACUUUCUUUAUGGCAAAUUCUGUUUAAAGUAGAAUUCCUUGUCUCCUGCUCUUUUUUUAUUCUUUAUUUAAGUUUUUCAUACAGUGACAAGUAACAGUUCAACAUGUUCGCGAUCGACAUUUACACAGUGCAGUUAACAACGAUAGGUGUGCAUCAAUACGGUCGUCUCAUACCAGGGGUGACAAAGAGCCGACCCCCGUCCAGGGCUCCUUUCUGGGCUAGUUUCUGUACAUUUCCUCUAUUUAUUUGCUCUUUUCCGUGCAUUUUCUUUAUUUGCUAGUUCCCGUACAUUUCCUUUAUAUAUUUGCUAUUUCCCCUGCAUAUCCUCUAUUUAUUUGCUAGUUCCCGUACAUUUCCUAUAUUUAUUUAUUUAUUUGCUAGUUUCCGUACAUUUCCUCUAUUUAUUUGCUAAUUCCCGUACAUUUUCUUUCUUUAUUUGCUAGCUCCCGUGCAUUUCCUUUAUUUAUUUGCUAAUUCCCGUACAUUUCCUUUAUUUAUUUAUUUGCUAAUUCCCGUACAUUUCCUUUAUUUAUUUAUUUAUUUAUUUAUUUAUUUGCUAGUUCCCGUACAUUUCCUUUAUUUAUUUAUUUAUUUGCUAAUUCCCGUACAUUUCCUUUAUUCAUUUAUUUGCUAAUUCCCGUACAUUUCCUUUAUUUAUUUAUUUGCUGAUUCCCGUACAUUUCCUUUAUUUAUUUAUUUGCUAAUUCCCGUACAUUUCCUUUAUUUAUUUGCUAGUUCCCGUACAUUUCCUCUAUUUAUUUGCUAGUUCCCGUACAUUUCCUAUAUUUAUUUAUUUAUUUGCUAGUUUCCGUACAUUUCCUCUAUUUAUUUGCUAAUUCCCGUACAUUUUCUUUCUUUAUUUGCUAGCUCCCGUGCAUUUCCUUUAUUUAUUUGCUAAUUCCCGUACAUUUCCUUUAUUUAUUUAUUUGCUAAUUCCCGUACAUUUCCUUUAUUUAUUUAUUUAUUUAUUUGCUAGUUCCCGUACAUUUCCUUUAUUUAUUUAUUUAUUUGCUAAUUCCCGUACAUUUCCUUUAUUUAUUUAUUUGCUAAUUCCCGUACAUUUCCUUUAUUUAUUUAUUUGCUGAUUCCCGUACAUUUCCUUUAUUUAUUUAUUUGCUGAUUCCCGUACAUUUCCUUUAUUUAUUUAUUUGCUAAUUCCCGUACAUUUCCUUUAUUUAUUUGCUAGUUCCCGUACAUUUCCUCUAUUUAUUUGCUAGUUCCCGUGCAUUUCCUUUAUUUAUUUAUUUGCUAAUUCCCGUACAUUUCCUUUAUUUAUUUGCUAGUUCCCGUACAUUUCCUCUAUUUAUUUGCUAAUUCCCGUACAUUUCCUUUAUUUAUUUGCUAGUUCCCGUACAUUUCCUUUAUUUAUUUGCUAGUUCCCGUACAUUUCCUCUAUUUAUGUGCUAAUUCCCGUACAUUUCCUUUAUUUAUUAGCUAGUUCCCAUGCAUUUCCUUUAUUUAUUUGCUAGUUCCCAUGCAUUUCCUUUAUUUAUUUGCUAGUUCCCGUGCAUUUCCUUUAUUUAUUUAUUUGCUAAUUCCCGUACAUUUCCUUUAUUUAUUUAUUUGCUAAUUCCCGUACAUUUCCUUUAUUUAUUUGCUAAUUCCCGUACAUUUCCCGUACAUUUCCUUUAUUUAUUUGCUAGCUCCCGUGCAUUUCCUCUAUUUAUUUGCUAAUUCCCGUACAUUUCCUUUAUUUAUUUAUUUGCUAAUUCCCGUACAUUUCCUUUAUUUAUUUAUUUAUUUGCUAAUUCCCGUACAUUUCCUUUAUUUAUUUAUUUGCUGAUUCCCGUACAUUUCCUUUAUUUAUUUAUUUGCUGAUUCCCGUACAUUUCCUUUAUUUAUUUGCUAAUUCCCGUACAUUUCCUUUAUUUAUUUAUUUGCUGAUUCCCGUACAUUUCCUUUAUUUAUUUGCUAGUUCCCGUACAUUUCCUCUAUUUAUUUGCUAGUUCCCGUGCAUUUCCUUUUAUUUGCUAAUUCCCGUGCAUUUCCUUUUAUUUGCUAAUUCCCGUGCAUUUCCUUUUAUUUGCUAAUUCCCGUACAUUUCCUUUAUUUAUUUGCUAGUUCCCGUGCAUUUCCUCUAUUUGCCAGUUCCCGUGCAUUUCCUUUAUUUAUUUAUUUGCUAAUUCCCAUACAUUUCCUCUAUUUAUUUGCUAGUUCCCGUGCAUUUCCUUUAUUUAUUUAUUCGCUAGUUCCCAUACAUUUCCUCUAUUUAUUUGUUCUCGUACAUUUCCAACCCCCGUCCAGGGCUCCUUUCUGGACUAUAAGCUGUGACCCUGGCUGAGGUGCAACAGAGCGGCCCCCGGCUAGUUUCUGUACACUUUCUCUAUUUAUUUGCUCUUUCCUGUGCAUUUCCUUUAUUUGAUAGUUUCUGUAUAUUUCCUUUGUGUAUUUGUUAGUUCCCGUACAUUUCCUCUAUUUAUUUGAUAGUUUCUGUAUAUUUCCUUUGUGUGUUUGUUAGUUCCCGUACAUUUCUUCUAUUUAUUUGAUAGUUUCUGUAUAUUUCCUUUGUGUGUUUGUUAGUUCCCGUACAUUUCCUCUAUUUAUUUGAUAGUUUCUGUGUAUUUCCUUUGUGUGUUUGUUAGUUCCCGUACAUUUCCUCUAUUUUUUUGAUAGUUUCUGUAUAUUUCCUUUGUGUAUUUGUUAGUUCCCGUACGUUUCCUCUAUUUUUUUGAUAGUUUCUGUAUAUUUCCUUUGUGUAUUUGUUAGUUCCCGUACGUUUCCUCUAUUUAUUUGAUAGUUUCUGUAUAUUUCCUUUGUGUAUUUGUUAGUUCCCGUACGUUUCCUCUAUUUAUUUGAUAGUUUCUGUAUAUUUCAUUUGUGUAUUUGUUAGUUCCCGUACAUUUCCUCUAUUUAUUUGAUAGUUUCUGUAUAUUUCCUUUGUGUGUUUGUUAGUUCCCGUACAUUUCCUCUAUUUAUUUGAUAGUUUCUGUAUAUUUCCUUUGUGUGUUUGUUAGUUCCCGUACAUUUCCUCUAUUUAUUUGAUAGUUUCUGUAUAUUUCCUUUGUGUAUUUGUUAGUUCCCGUACAUUUCCUCUAUUUAUUUGAUAGUUUCUGUAUAUUUCCUUUGUGUGUUUGUUAGUUCCCGUACGUUUCCUCUAUUUAUUUGAUAGUUUCUGUAUAUUUCCUUUGUGUGUUUGUUAGUUCCCGUACAUUUCCUCUAUUUAUUUGAUAGUUUCUGUAUAUUUCCUUUGUGUGUUUGUUAGUUCCCGUACAUUUCCUCUAUUUAUUUGAUAGUUUCUGUAUAUUUCCUUUGUGUGUUUGUUAGUUCCCGUACAUUUCCCCGUCAUUUCCUAUAUUUAUUUGAUAGUUUCUGUAUAUUUCCUUUGUGUGUUUGUUAGUUCCCGUACAUUUCCUCUAUUUAUUUGAUAGUUUCUGUAUAUUUCCUUUGUGUGUUUGUUAGUUCCCGUACAUUUCCUCUAUUUAUUUGAUAGUUUCUGUAUAUUUCCUUUGUGUCUUUGUUAGUUCCCGUACAUUUCCUCUAUUUAUUUGAUAGUUUCUGUGUAUUUCCUUUGUGUGUUUGUUAGUUCCCGUACAUUUCCUCUAUUUAUUUAAUAGUUUCUGUAUAUUUCCUUUGUGUAUUUGUUAGUUCCCGUACAUUUCCUCUAUUUAUUUGAUAGUUUCUGUAUAUUUCCUUUGUGUAUUUGUUAGUUCCCGUACAUUUUCUUGUCUGUCAGUUUUUGUUUUUUUUUUCCUUUUUGUUUUUUCCUUUUUUUGUUUACCAGGGUUUUUUUAGAAUUGUGUUUUUGUUUUUUUGUUUGUUUUCCCAGCUACAUCUGUAGUUGCAAGCAGAGGUGUUAAAAAACUUAAUUAAGCUGCAAUUUAUGUCCAACAUUUUCAGAAACUACAGGAGCAAAUCUUACUAUCAGAGUAUCAGUGUUACCUAACAGCCAAGAUAUAACUAGUCCAAUAGGUUAACCCCUUGAGGACCAAACUUCUGGAAUAAAAGGGAAUCAUGACAUGUCAGACAUGUCAUGUGUCUUUAAGGGGUUAAAGGGACACUAUAGUCACCAAAACAACUUUAGCUUAAUGGAGCAGUUUUGGUGUAUAGAUCAUGCCUCUCGGAUUUCACUGCUCAAUUAUCUGCCAUUUAGGAGUUAAAUCACUUUGUUUCUGUUUAUGCUCUCCUAGCCACACCUCCCCUGGCUGUGACUGACACAGCCUGCAUGAAAACAAGAUGGUUUAAUUUUCAGAGGUUACUUACAUUAAAAGUUUAUCUCCUGCUCUGUAAAUCGAACAUCAAUUACAUACAAGAUGCUCCUGCAGGGUCUAGCAAGCUAUUAAUAGUGCAGGAGAUAAGAAUUUAUAAAGUAAAGGGAAUUUGCAAUACAGGAAGUGCAAACAUUAGAUCACUCUGUACAGGAAGUAUUUAUGAAGGCUGCGACUUUGGUACAAAACCAACUGAGCAGUGAGACUGCAGGAUCAUGAUCUAUACACCAAAACUGCUUCAUUAAGCUAAACUUGUUUUGGUGACUAUAGUGUCCCUUGAAUUAAAUUCAAUGUAUAAUGCACGGUCCACAAGCUCACAUAUAUUCCACCAGGGGGAGUUCUAUCACUUAAUGAUGAUUUUCUGGGGUUCUGUGACUUAGGGGCUACCUUUAACCCCUUAAGGACACAUGACAUGUGUGACAUGUCAUGAUUCCCUUUUAUUCCAGAAGUUUGGUCCUUAAGGGGUUAAACUGACUGACCAUGAAUUCUUAUCUCCCAUCAGAUUUUUCGUUUUGAAUAAUGAAGCGGGACUGCUGGAAUAUUUUGUUAAUGAGCAGUCAAGGAAUCAGAAGCCGCGGGGUACAGUUCAGCUAGCAGGAGCAGUGAUUUCCCCCAGUGAUGAAGAUUCUCAUACGUUCACUGUGAAUGCUGCCAGCGGGGAGCUAUACAAGCUCAGAGGUGGGCACUCUGACCUAUGGGAGAUUGGUAAACUCACUGUGUGCACUCUGACCUAUGGGAGAUUGGUAAACACACUGUGUGCACUCUGACCUAUGGGAGAUUGGUAAACUCACUGUGUGCACUCUGACCUAUGGGAGAUUGGUAAACUCACUGUGUGCACUCUGACCUAUGGGAGAUUGGUAAACUCACUGUGUGCACUCUGACCUAUGGGAGAAACCUCACUGUGUGAAGUCUGGCAGAAGACCUGUGGUAGGGUAAUUAAAGACCAUCACUCACUGUAGAGUGGAAAAGCCUUCCAGCAGAGGUGGUAGAGACUAAUACAGUGAGUGCAUGGAAUGGCCUUCCAGCAGAGGUGGUAGAGACUAAUACAGUGAGUGCAUGGAAUAGCCUUCCAGCGGAGAUGGUAGAGACUUAUACAGUGAGUGCAUGGAAUAGCCUUCCAGCGGAGAUGGUAGAGACUUAUACAGUGAGUGCAUGGAAUAGCCUUCCAGCGGAGGUGGUAGAAGCUAAUACAGUGAGUGCAUGGAAAGGCCUUCCAGCAGAGGUGGUAGAGAUUAAUACAGUCGGUGCAUGGAAUAGCCUUCCAGCAGAGGUGGUAGAGACUAAUGCAGUGAGUGCAUGGAAUAUUCUUCCAGCAGAGGUGGUAAAGACUAAUGCAGUGAGUGCAUGGAAUAUCCUUCCAGCAGAGGUGGUAGAGACUAAUGCAGUGAGUGCAUGGAAUGACCCUCCCGCAGAGGUGGUAAAGACUAAUAUAGUUUAGGGCUGACACUGCUAGCCUUAGCAGGAUAUAUUAUCCAGGAUGUAGCUGGUGCUUGAUUCAGAGAAAGCUUUGCACAGGUUAGAUGGAGCAGUCUCCAUGGAAGCAAAAUGCAAGGCUCUUGAUGUAUAAUUGCUCUUCUAUCAGUAGAGAAGGUUGGAGGAUAUAUUGUCUCUCUGUCCUCAUUCCAGCCUCGGAUGCCAAAGAGCGGCAGCAUUGGGUGAGCCGGCUUCAGAUUUGCACACAGCACCAUACUGAGGCUAUUGGGAAGGUGAGUGAAGCCAAGAAAUAUGGUUCAUGUUUUAUUCUUCACACGCGCAGCCCUCCGUAGAAAAGGCAGGCACAGCAAUACACUCCUUUAAAGCACAAAACGGACAAUAGAGGGCUUCUAUGGUGACAUGUUUAUUGGAAGUGCAGACAAAAAUAAAAUAAUUGAUAAAAACAGAUAUAAAAUAAGAAAUGAUGUACUAAAUGCCUGAAAGUCCCCUCUCACUAGCCCCCCCUUACCAUGUAGUAUACUCACAAGAUAAUAUGAGCGGCCUAUUUUAGUAGUUCACCCAAGAAUAUUAAAUUAAGGCCUUUAUAACCAACGCUGUAUAUUCUACCCAUUGUGGUCGUGUGAUACUAAUUUCCAUUGGUCUUUAGUGGGCGAUGUCUUUUUUUAAAAUUUGGUUUGCUUGUUCACUCACCCCUUGUGUUUGAUUUCUCCGGCAGAAUAAUCCUCCUCUGAAGUCACGCAGUUUCUCUCUGGCAUCUCAAGGCAGCGGAAACUCUCCAAACUCACAGCGCCGGCCCAGCCAAAACGCAGCUUCCUUUUUCAACCUUGGCCAUCACAGAGCUUCUCACAUUAACAGACGUGCCCAGGUCCUGCCGCAGGACCACCUGGGAGAUGUCCGAGAGGUCAGUGACAAUCCGAUAUCCUCAAAUCCGUCUCCAUCAUUUGUUCACUUGGCACACCAUUUGCAUGUCCUCUAUACAUCUGAUUAUAAGCAAAUGUCUCUCCAGGUUUGCACUUGUUAUAUUUUGUGCAGGUUUUUUUUUUUUUUUUUAAUUCAUAAGUUAAAGAAAUUCUGAAUGGUUUGCAGGACAGACAUAGUAGAGAGUUCUUUAGUCCCAGAAAAUGUCUUUGUAAUUGACUACCUCGUUUUAGCUUGAUGAAUUUAAUAUAUGGAAAAAGUGCAAAACAAGUUUAAAAAAAAUAAGGCAAAUAUUUAAAUUUGUAGACUGGAGUUUUCCGCUGCUCAUGUAUACAAACGUAUUCGAGUUUUACUGAGCAUGUGCACACAGAGCUCAGUGUGUGUGUCUGUCUGUCUGUGCUUCCUUGCUUUCACUUCCAGGCUUCACUACUUAGUGAGUUGUGUUAUAGCUCAUUCAGAAGUCUAUCAAGGAGACCACACAUCAUGUAUACAGCACAGACUAAAUGCUGCAGACACCUGACCCGCAGCAUUUGAAUGCUGUUUUUUUCCCACAUAACCCUAAAGCGAACAUAACAAUGCAUGCAUGUAUAUCUACUGAAUAGUGUUAGAUGUGAUGUGUUCCCUUAACGUGCAUGUAAUUUGACUGGGUGCUUAACGUAAGAAAUGUUUUAACAUAUAAAACACAUUAUGGGCAUGUGUGAAGCAGGCUGUAAGGGAAACCGAAGCUGCUGUACAGAAAGAGCUCCAUCCAGCCCUAUCACAUGAUCUCUCUCAGGGAUACCUUACUAAGUGCUAUGGAAAGUCUGUUCUGUAGACCUGAUCUGGCCGAUGUUCUGCUUAGAUGCACAGUGAUCCUGAAAUAAAACCCCAUACUGACCUAGAAAUAUAGGCGAGUUAAAGGUGACUAGUAGGUGAUCCACCCCCCAUUCCGAGCAGCUCGCCUGUUUUUUAUGGGCAAUAAUAUGUGAAUGAUGCAGGCAGUGUGUGAUAUAAAUAGUACUGUAUGCAGGCUCUGUGUGCUGUAACUAGUACUGUAUGCAGGCUCUGUGUGCUGUAACUAGUACUGUAUGCAGGCUCUGUGUGCUGUAACUAGUACUGUAUGCAGGCUCUGUGUGCUGUAACUAGUACUGUAUACAGGCUCUGUGUGCUGUAACUAGUACUGUAUGCAGGCUCUCUGUGCUGUAACUAGUACUGUGUGCAGGCUGUGUGUGCUGUAACUAGUACUGUGUGCAGGCUCUGUGCUGUAACUAGUACUGUAUGCAGACUGUGUGCUGUAACUAGUACUGUGUGCAGGCUCUGUGCUGUAACUAGUACUGUAUGCAGGCUGUGUGUGCUAUAACUAGUACUCUAUGCAGGCUGUGUGUGCUGUAACUAGUACUGUAUGCAGGCUGUGUGUGCUGUAACUAGUACUGUAUGCAGGCUGUGUGUGCUGUAACUAGUACUGUAUGCAGGCUGUGUGUGCUGUAACUAGUACUGUAUGCAGGCUGUGCGUGCUGUAACUAGUACUGUGUGCAGGCUGUGCGUGCUGUAACUAGUACUGUGUGCAGGCUGUGUGUGCUGUAACUAGUACUGUGUGCAGGCUGUGUGUGCUGUAACUAGUACUGUAUGCAGGCUGUGUGUGCUGUAACUAGUACUGUAUGCAGGCUGUGUGUGCUGUAACUAGUACUGUAUGCAGGCUGUGUGUGCUGUAACUAGUACUGUAUGCAGGCUGUGUGUGCUGUAACUAGUACUGUAUGCAGGCUGUGUGUGCAGUAACUAGUACUGUGUGCAGGCUGUGUGUGCAGUAACUAGUACUGUGUGCAGGCUGUGUGUGCUGUAACUAGUACGGUGUGCAGGCUGUGUGUGCUGUAACUAGUACUGUGUGCAGGCUGUGUGUGCUGUAACUAGUACUGUGUGCAGGCUGUGUGUGCUGUAACUAGUACUGUGUGCAGGCUGUGCGUGCUGUAACUAGUACUGUGUGCAGGCUGUGCGUGCUGUAACUAGUACUGUGUGCAGGCUGUGCGUGCUGUAACUAGUACUGUGUGCAGGCUGUGCGUGCUGUAACUAGUACUGUGUGCAGGCUGUGCGUGCUGUAACUAGUACUGUUUAAGCAUGUGUGGAAUAGGCAUAAGGCUAUCCUAACUAUAAGAUAAGGCUAGGGACUAAUGAAAGUAUUUAGAAAAUUGGGCAGACUAGAUGGGCCGAAUGGUUCUUAUCUGCCGUCACAUUCUAUGUUUCUAGUAUUGUUUCCUAUGUCCUCUGAUCUGGCUCCCCUCUUGCCCCAUCUCAAGUUCACCCUGUCAUCUGUUCCGGCUCCCCUCUUGCCCCAUCUCAUCUUGCCUCUGUCUUCUGGUCCUGUUUCCCCUGCAUUAUCCCAUCUUGCCACAUCCUCUGGACCACUUGCCCUUUCACUGCUGUCUCCUCUGUUUCCAGAUGAUGACGCGGGCCGAGAGUCAGCAGAGAGAGUUGAUGCGCAGUAUUGAGGGCCUCCCUUCCUCUGGUCAACUAAGCGCCCUAGACCAGGAUCUCCUGAUGCUUAAAGCCACGUCCAUGGCUACAAUGAACUGUCUGAAUGAUUGCUUCCACAUGCUACACCAACAGCACGCUGCAUUCAGCAAGCAUAUCCUGCCGCCAGGUGAGCAUUAUGAUAGAUUUAUAUCCGAAAUGCAAUUCCUGCUUUAAAUGGAACUGUUUCACUUCGUCACUAAUAAGAAUCAUUUCUUAGCUUUCCAGCUGCAGGUAUUACUAUUCAGACUUGUUAUAUAUUCCAUAGUCUGAACAGCUUUCACUGUUAGCUGAAUAAAUGUCCAUAUUAAACAAGAGGCCUCCACACUCCACUAGCUUCAUGUCUGGCUAUUUAGUCUCCUCCAGAGCCUGCAAAUAGCAUCUCUGAAUAAUUAAUGGAGGGAUUGCACAACAGUCUGUUUAGACGGAUCAUUUUGGAGGUAGUUAUGGUUUUGUUAAGUUGUAUGAGUGCUCACAGUUCCAGGUGCUUUAAAUUGGGGGUGGGGGGAAUAUAUCUCCUUGACCUGACGUAUUUGGGCAACUGAGCUCCUUGCCUCAGUCCCCUCCUUAGCGAUGUUUGUUUGUCUUUGCCAUUUCCUGAAGCAGUUUAGUUCUUUAACUUUCCGUGUUAGUUGACACCUCCCGUAUCAGGUUCUCUUGAUAUACUGACAGGUACAGCCAGUCAGCUCGUAGCAUGCUAAUGACAGAAUAAGGUGCUGCCCUCGGUGAAGUGAAGUAUCCAAACCGAAUAUAUCUCUACUCAUUUCUUCAGCUGUCUAAAGAAUUAUAGAAAAAUACCCUAAUCGUCCCUGUACCCCUCUGACAAUACCGAGUACCCUGCCUGCCAAUAGCAGAUAUCACACUUAGUCCUGUCUUCUCUGGAUUAUGAGCAGAUUUAAGUGCAAUGUUCCUAUGUCUUCAGGAACCAUUAACUGGCUGGAACCGAGGAUCACGCUGUCCAACCACCUAAAGAAUGGAGAUGACACGGGUUUCUACGCCGAGACCGACAAGGAGCAGGACUUGCUGACUGAAGUGCCCAGCGUGUCCCAAAGCAUCCAGAUGACCAGGGUAAGGUCACCGCCUGAGUCUGGACUUUGUCUAUAGAAACGAUUGCCAGCUUCUCAAAAUACUUCCCUGCUGAAUGAACACUUACCUCCUCGCUGCUAGCUCAUUCAGCGUUUACAUGGUAUGUAGCACAGACUGGCUAGUGUGCAAGGUGUGCGUCCACAAUCAGGAUCACCCUAAUCGUUAUUACCCAUCAUUAAGCCAUUACCAUGGAAAGAACACCCUUUCAUUCUCAUUGUGGUUCUUGGUGAUUGCUUUGCAGUGUUAUAUACUUUCUCUCUUGAUAACGUCUUUAGCUCAGCGCUGAAGAGGUUAAAUGUUGCACGCUGGCUAGGUGUUUGAUGCCAGACCCCAUACUCAUCUUGUCUGCUGCAGAUAUUUAUAGCAUAUUUCUUUUGAGGCCGAUCCCCAACUGGUUUAACCUGAUGAGUUUGAAGCUGUGAUCAGCAGUGACGUUUCCUUCCUCCAGUACACAGUGAUAUCUGCAAGGGAUCAUUUUAAUACCCCAGCAGAACCAGGGAUCCCGCAGUGACCUGUGUUUAUUAGCAGGGAGGAAGGCUUAGUUUAAAUGUAUUUAAUGUGUAUAAUAUAUUGUAUUAUAUGUAACAAGCACUAACCUAUCUGUCAUUGGUAACUAAGGCAGCAUAUUGUCAGGAAGCCAUAGACCAAUAACCUGGAUAACCAUACAGUGUCAGGCCGUACCUGUCCCGGGCCCCACUGCUGCUGAUCAGUUACGGUUAUUUCUCGGGGCUGUGAUUGUGUGCAAUUAACUCCUCUCUUGUAUGCUGCUCAUCUUACUUUAUUGGACAGUACAUUUACUCGCCCCUUGAAUUAAUAUCCACCUCUCCUCUUCCCCUCCUUAUUUUACACCUCUGUCCUCGCCCCAUUGUUAUCUGCCUUUCCAUAUCUCUCCCCUUUUACCUUCAUUAUUAUCCAGGUCUCUUCUUGUCCCCUACUUAUUAUACACUUCUCUCCCAUUUCCCUAAUUUUUAUCCACUUCUCUCCUAUUCCCCUCAUUAUUAUCCACUUCUCUCCUAUUCCCCUCGUUAUUGUCCAUGUCUUUUCUUUUCCCCUCAUGAUCAUAUACCUCUCUCCUCUCUUCCCUUUAUUAUCAUACACCUCUCUCCUCUCCUCCCUUUAUUAUUAUACACCUCUCUCCUCUCUUCCCUUUAUUAUCAUACACCUCUCUCCUCUCCUCCCUUUAUUAUCAUACACCUCUUUCCUCUCUUCCCUUUAUUAUCAUACACCUCUCUCCUCCUCUCUUUAUUAUCACACACCUCUCUCCUCCUCCCUUUAUCAUACACCUCUCUUCUCUUCCCUUUAUUAUCAUACACCUCUCUCCGCCUCCUUUUAUUAUCAUGCACCUCUCUCCUCCUCCCUUUAUCACACACCUCUCUCCUCCUCCCUUUAUCACAACCUCUCUCCUCCUCCCUUUAUCACACACCUCUCUCCUCCUCCCUUUAUCAUACACCUCUCUUCUCUUCCCUUUAUUAUCAUACACCUCUCUUCUCUUCCCUUUAUUAUCAUACACCUCUCUUCUCUUCCCUUUAUUAUCAUACACCUCUCUCCCCCUCUCUUUAUUAUCACACACCUCUCUCCUCCUCCCUUUAUCACACACCUCUCUCCUCCUCCUUUUAUUAUCAUACGCCUCUCUUCUCUUCCCUUUAUUAUCAUACACCUCUCUCCUCCUCCCUUAAUUCAGCAGAGAGAGCAUCAGCAUCAACUCUCUCUGCUGACUCUCUUCCCUUUAUUAUCAUACACCUCUCUCCUCUUUCCCUCAUUAUUAUCCAUCUUUCUUCCAUUAUCAUUUUUCUCCCUUUUUUUGUAUACUUUACCCCUUGUCAUGUGCCUCUCAUCUUUAUCUCUUGUCCUCUACCUCUCAUCUUUAGCACGUGUCAUUCAUCUUUCUUCUCCCAGCAAUGUGUGAAUAUAUGAGCAGAUUCAGAACCACUUAUGUACCUAUUCUCUAACCAGGGCCGGCGCAUCAACUUACCUCACUCUCCCCCUCACAGCCCCCCCCCCUCAGCCCUUGCGCCCCUCACCACAGCCCUUGCACCCCUUACUACAGCCCCUUCCUCACCCCUCUACAUGCACUGCCUCCCUACAGCCCCUGUCCCCUCCACCACAGCCCCUAACUCCCCUACUACAACAAUAUCACCCCACUACACCUCCUACGUUUUCACAGACCUCUGCUCUGUAUGACUAUAAGACUGUCUGUGUCUGUAUAUCUCUGUAUGUCUGUGUCUGUAUAUCUUUCUAUGACAGUGUCUAAAUGUCUGUAUGUCUGUGUUUGUAUGACAUACUUGUAUGUGUAGAUUGACUGUGUGCCUCUAUGACUGUGUUUGUUUGAUUGUAUGCCUGCAUAUCUCUGUGACUGUGUGCCUAUAUGGCUCUAUGUUGCUAUAUAUCUAUGUCUAUUAGGCAUGGGGGGAAGUGACACACAAAACAGACUGAGGGGAGAAAGCCACAGAAAGGGGCUGGAGGAAAGAAAGAGACACACAAAGGGGCUGGGGAAAGUAAGAGAUACACAAGGGAAGUUGUAAGAGACACACAAGAGGAUGUAAGACAUAGUACAGGGGGAUAAAAUACGCUAAAGAGGAUAAGAAAUUCAAAAUGGAGGUCACAAGACACACAGGUGAAGACAAUAUUUUAUUUUCGGGGGGGGGGGGACAAAUGCAUCUUUGCCUGUGUAGCCAAAAUUCCUUGCACCGGCCCUGUCUCUAACUAACCUACCUACAGGAACCAGAGGACAUAGACCCAGACGAUGAGCUGGAGGAUGACAGUGAGCUAACCGAGGAUGAUCUUGGCGCAGUAGAGGAGCAACGAAGCGUCAUCUUACACCUCCUAUCCCAGCUCAAGCUGGGUAUGGACCUCACAAGGGUAAGCAAGCCUAUCUGACUAGCUGAUCUUUGUCUUCCUACCACACAGUCACAGGACAUUAUCAAUAACGCCAGUGAUACUGAAUAUUUAUUGGGAAGGAAUCCAACCCUUUAGGCAACUCAUUGGCUCACAUUACAUUAAAGAUCAGGCUGUUCCUUUAUACCUGGGUUUAUUUGUGUAAUACCUGCAUUUUAUCCUUGUUGUACGCCACCGAAACACAAACUUUCCCAAUAGUUUUCCUUGGUGUGGAGAUUUUUAAAUAGUUCAUAUUUAACCAAAAUGUCAUGCUGAAAUGUUGCAAUCAUAAUAGGAAUGUAGAACCUUUUGAAUAUUAACUUUGAACUAAUUUCUGGAUCAUAGUUAAUCCACUCCAUUCUCAGCACAUAUGGAGACAUAAAACAGCCUGGAACGUCUAUUCUUAGAAUAUGUGCUGUAUCUGCUGCCGUGUAUUGAGGGUUUAUUUCCUUUUUCAGGUUGUCCUCCCUACAUUCAUCUUAGAGAAGCGUUCCUUAUUGGAAAUGUAUGCAGACUUUCUGUCUCACCCUGACCUCUUCCUGUCCAUCAGCACCGGUCAAACUGCCGAGGAGCGCAUGGUGAGAUUUGUUGAGUAUUACCUCACCUCGUUUCAUGAGGGCCGCAAGGGUGCUCUGGCCAAGAAACCAUAUAACCCCAUUAUUGGAGAAACCUUUCACUGUUCGUGGCAAGUCCCAAAAGACACUCUCUGCACCCCAAAACCCGCAGAUCAUCCACCUAAUGCACAUGAUGAAGUAACAGAGGCAAAUGAGAAGGACUUUUAUACAGUCAGAUUCGUGGCUGAACAAGUAUCUCACCACCCUCCUGUAUCAGGAUUCUAUGCCGAGUGCCCAGAACGCAAAAUGUGUGUCAAUACCCACGUGUGGACGAAAAGCAAGUUCAUGGGCAUGUCGAUUGGAGUUACUAUGAUUGGAGAAGGUAAUUCACGUGAGAAUGGGCAUGUAGUUGGAGGUCAGAUUGGUCACUAUGUAGGCUAGUAUGGAGCUAGCACAACAGGAUAGAAAGCGGACUGAUAAAAUUCUGAUAUACGAAUGAUACACAGGCAGGAGAGAGUUAAAAUAUCGCCCGUUCUUCAGGUGUAAUAUAAUUCUGAUAUACGAAUGAUACACAGGGAGGAGAGAGUUAAUAUAUCGCCCGUUCUGCAGAUGUAAUAUAAUUCUGAUAUACGAAUGAUACAAGGACAGGAGAGAGUUAAUAUAUCGCCCGUUCUGCAGGUGUAAUAUAAUUCUGAUAUACGAAUGAUACACAGGCAGGAGAGAGUUACUAUAUCGCCCGUUUUGCAGGUGUAAUAUAAUUCUGAUAUACGAAUGAUACAAGGACAGGAGAGAGUUAAUAUAUCGCCCGUUCUGCAGAUGUAAUAUAAUUCUGAUAUACGAAUGAUACACAGGGAGGAGAGAGUUAAUAUAUCGCCCUUGCUGCGGAUGUAAUAUAAUUCUGAUAUACGAAUGAUACAAGGACAGGAGAGAGUUAAUAUAUUGAUCUUUCCCAAGGUGUGUUGCAUCUCUUGGAGCACAGUGAAGAAUAUACUUUUACCUUGCCUUGUGCGUAUGCUCGUUCGAUACUUACUGUGCCAUGGGUGGAACUUGGAGGAAAGGUUAAUGUGAACUGCGCAAAGUCUGGUUACUCAGCAGCCAUCACUUUCCACACCAAACCGUUUUAUGGAGGCAAGUUACACAGGUAGGAGACAUCACUGGGCAUCACACUAUUGCUUAUCAGUUCCUUUCCUUAUAUAGAGAGUAUACACUGAUUGUAUCGUUACCUUAACUGCAGAGUAUACACUGAUUGUAUCGUUACCUUAAAUAUAGAGUAUACAUUGAUUGUAUUGUUACCUUAACUGCAGAGUAUACACUGAUUGUAUCGUUACCUUAAAUAUAGAGUAUACACUGAUUGUAUCGUUACCUUAAAUAGAGAGUAUACACUGAUUGUAUCGUUACCUUAACUGCAGAGUAUACACUGAUUGUAUCGUUACCUUAAAUAUAGAGUAUACACUGAUUGUAUCGUUACCUUAACUGCAGAGUAUACACUGAUUGUAUCGUUACCUUAACUGCAGAGUAUACACUGAUUGUAUCGUUACCUUAAAUAUAGAGUAUACAUUGAUUGUAUCGUUACCUUAAAUGCAGUGUAUACACUGAUUGUAUCAUUACCUUAACUGCAGAGUAUACACUGAUUGUAUCGUUACCUUAAAUAUAGAGUAUACACUGAUUGUAUCGUUACCUUAAAUAUAGAGUAUACACUGAUUGUAUCGUUACCUUAAAUGCAGAGUAUACACUGAUUGUAUCGUUACCUUAAAUAGAGAGUAUACACUGAUUGUAUCAUAUCUCACAUUUAAUGUUUUUUUUUUAUAUAUAUAUAUAAAGAGAAAUUAUGGCACAAAGUUCUAAAAAUGUUGCAAUUAGUAGGGACAAUUCUCUGGUUUGCAUGGUGAAUGCUGCAGACUUGCUUAUUGUAAGUUACCUGUGCGUUUCACGAGAUUUACUGAUCUACGUUUUUCCAUUCAAAGCUUAGUCCAUAGGUUAAACAAUAGAUCUAUAAAAACAAGUCCUGGAUACAGCACUGAAACUGAGAUUAGCGCCAGACGCUGUUCCAAGGUGAAUGAACUUCUAGUGGCUGCUAUCAGCCUGUUUGACCUGUUCACAGUUCAGUGAAUGGGACUCUGCACAGCAUGUGUUUCUGCCUAUACAUGGGCAUAAGGGGCACAGAGGUUGGGGGCCUGAACAGGUCCAAGGAAGGAGACAUAGAUUCUUACUUUGUCUGUGAGAUAACAGUCAUACUGUGUUGGACUGGAAACCCUUACUCUGCCAUGGACUUAUGCACUAACACAUUUCUGCUUUCCUUGUCUCUGUGUAAACACAGCCCCUGGGAAUACUCAAAGAAGUCACACCAAUUCAGAUGGAUUAUCAAUAAGCAUUCGAGGUUUAAUGCGUAAUACAUUGUAUUAUAUAAAACACAGUUUGUCUAGGGGUGUAUACAUCAACAGAAACAUUAACCAAUCAUAAGAGUCUCAGAACCAAAAUUAUAAUGUUUCAUAUAACAUAUCGUAAUGCUCUUAGUUAGUCUCCUGUUAACUGAUGCACAUGACAGUCUUUGAUUUAGGGACCCAAUUACAAAUUGCAGGUGCUAGAAAGAAUGCUUUUUUUUUUUUUUUUAAGUUUAGGAUAUUUAUGAAAGAUAGCGAAAGCUGGUGUCAGGCACAAGAACAGAAAAAUAUUGUGUGUUUAAAAAAAUGCGAGGUUAACCCUUUCAAAUGAGUAUCUUGUAUUAUAAUCAGGCACACUGACCAUUUGGUCUUUCAAUCUAUGUAUGCGAUAUUACAGAAGUAGAAAGCAGGACACGAGACUGACACCAUGUAACAUAAAAUAUAUAUCUAUGUAUGCCUAGGGGAAUAUUCACUAAGCACUGCAUAUGUAAAACAAUUUGUUUCCAUCAGACUGCUUGCAGUUUGAUAUUUGCAAAUCGCUAUUAUAAGCACUUGCUUAUAUUGGCGACAGGGACCGGUACUCCUUAUACCAACUGUGAGCGGCAGAGCAUAGGUUAUUGGUGCUUGCGAAGUCUCGUGUCUCUAUAUGGCUCUGUUUACAUGUGUGUAGCAAUUAAAACGUAAUUCUAUUACAUAUUGAGAUCAUGGCUAUUCAUUUGUGCUGUCAUGUUGUAUAAAUGUAUGUUACUCUUUUGAUAGACAAUUCACAUUUUCUUUAGGGUGACCGGCGAAGUAAAACACAACGCUUCAAACUCCGUGGUUUGUAAAAUCCAGGGAGAGUGGAACAGCGUAUUGGAAUUCAUGCACAGCAAUGGAGAAACGAAAUGUGUGGACCUCACGAAACUUGGAGUUACGCGGAAGAGAGUGCGUCCUGUGGACAAGCAAGGCCUCUUUGAGUCCAGGUGUGUUAGGUUUUGAUCGUUAAGCUGAAACAAUGGAGAAACACGUGAAAGGUAUCUCAAAAUGAACCAUUAUCCCAAUAAACAUCAGACAAGUGACAUCACGUAGUAACAUUGCAAUUAAAAUAAUCCAUAACCAAAAACAUAAUAAACUAGCAAUAAAGAAAAAACUGUACAAAACAUAUCAAGAAUAAAUAGCAUGUAGCAAAUAAACCACCAGCAUCUGGGAAGAAAGAUAAGAGGAUCAAGAAAUAAACACGGCAAAGGUAACCUAACCGGGGGAGGGGAGGAGGAAAGCGGUGCGCCUUCCGUCAUUGCUUAGAGUAAGAUUAUUGUACACUAAAGCUAGCGUAAUCUACAAUUUUACCACAAGACACGAGGCUUCUUAUAUUGCUGUUUUAACAAGAGAAUACAAAACAAAAAGAAGCUCAAGUGGUAGGUUUAAAAUAAAAUGUCUGAAGAGUAUCCUCGCCGGUCCAACCUGCUGAAUGUAAAAUGUCGGAAAGGGAGGCGUCUGUGCCUCUAACAGAUUGUGCCACCAAAGAUGUCCAGACGCUAGGGAUGGCUACAUCCAGUGAGCUAGAGUCAUAGUGGCAACAGACUUGUGAGGGUGGAUGUGGGAUAUCAGGAGAUGGCCUGCCCAUCCAUGUAACAAAGCGAAAUAGAAACUAGAGUUUAGGAAUGUCAAAAUGUCAACAAAGUCUUAUUUUAAACUCAGCCAGCAUCACAACCAACUGCUAUUGAGGAAGGAGAGGGCUUUAAGAAAUAUAGCCUCAAAGCCGUCUAGGUCUUCACAUGCAUGAAGUCUGAAAAACACAUUAUCCCAUAAUGCUUCCUGUAGGCAAUUGCUGGUAUGGUGCUAUACAGAGAGACAGAUAUAUAUUUCUUUUUACAUUAUAAGCACAUAUGUGAUCACUGCUUCCUGUGUCUCCAGGCGGCUUUGGACCCACGUUACAGAAGCUUUAAAGGAAAAAAACAUUGAGAAAGCAACUGAACACAAGAGAGCUCUAGAGGAACGCCAGCGAGCGGAGGAACGGCUGCGGGUAGAAACAGAGACUUCAUGGGAAACCAAGUAUUUCAUGAAGGAGGUAAGUCUGACUGUACAGAGGGAACCGCCAGACAGGAGCUUAAGAUUGGUGCAGUCAUCCUCACAUACUGCGCCACAAAGCCCUGAAUUCAAUAUAAUGACUCACAGUAUCACAGCGGACAUCGAAUAGACACCAACUAUUGUAAGCAGACUUUAUAUUUCCAGUGCACACCAUAAUCGUGUCCGAGUCAAAAUGGACACUCCGCAAUAAGUCACGGGCUGAGGAUCAGAGGAUAUGCUGUUUAGCACUGUUACUCCAAUAGGGAAACUCAGCCCACCAACGGCUAACAUUGUGCCCCCUGUAAAUGAAACUGGCCUUCUUUCACCCUUGGCUGUGCAUGCUGUUAACGUGGCGCCCCCCUAGUGAGUUUCCAGUUCAUGACUGCUGCUAUAAUCAGUGUAGUGGAGAGCUGAUAUUCCACAGGUUUUCUCCACUUAAGAUCCCAGUGAGGCUCAGGAACAAGUAUUAGAAAUCCAUAAGGCAAUAAUUCCAGCAGGCAAAACAAUCCAACAAUAUCCCAACAGCAAUCCUAAUGACUGGACGACACACAGCAUCAGGAGCAGAACUGAACCUUUAAUCACACAGCCUUCUUUUAAAGCAUUCUCCCAUGCAAGGGAGGGAUUUACAGUAAUUACACAAUACACCAAUCAUACACGAGUUGCCACCCACACAUCCCCUCCCCUUAGGAUGACACAUAAUCCCAUUAUGCAGGACACAGUUCCCCUUGUUUUCUGGAUGUACCCCUAGACCUAGGAGUACCCCUUUAAAUAUUACAUCCCCUGGUAGCCCUUACCUGGGUGAGACACAUAUCCAAAAAUCACCCAGAUCAGACCAGGGGUUCGGGAAAUUCCUGGAGGUAUUAAAAAGACCGACCGCGCUGGGGUUAACAGCCGAAAAGUGUUCCAUGUAUUUUGGCCCUGCGGUUGGUCACAGAAAAGGGAAGGAAACACAUGAAUGGGUUGGGUUAUGAGAGCUGGGGAGGAUUCGGGUAAAUCCCAUUGUUCGUGGGGUUCUUUCUACCGAACGGGGAGCCGUUCGGUAGUUUUUACACAAAUUGGCGGCAGUGUGUAGGUCUCAGCAGUGUUUGCCUAACUGACUGUCCGAUUUGGGAUCCAGACACUCGACGGCAAAACACAGCUGUUCGGGAGUUUAAAAUGGCCACCGCCCGGACCUUCCUCAGUUUUACAUAUGGACCCCGAAAGAGCACAGAGCACUUUUAAGGACUACCUGCCCAGCUAUUACAAAUUCGAUUCACAUCUGGGACAAAUAUGCCACAAAAUACGAACUAACAACAUCGUCCUCCCCCCUCACCCCCAUAUACAGAAAUAGGGCAUUUAUUCCAGGCAUGAGACCCAGAGAUUUCAAAGGCCUGGAAAAUGCAGACCUACAAAGAAUUCAUCAACUCUACACAGGUCACGACAUAAUCACCUUCGCUGAAUUACAAACCAGAACAACCCUAACCCCCGCAGAUUUCUUUAGGUACCUACAGCUAAGACACUAUGCUACCCAAGAAUCUGUUAAAAGAGCUGCACUAGCUAAACCAACAUUCUUUGAAAACAUAUGCCUGGCCGAACGCUACCAAAAGGGAUUGAUCUCCCUCUUGUACUCCCAUCUCUGCUCCACUACACGGGAUUGGGGCGCCCUCCACUACACAGACAAGUGGGAAACCGACCUUGGGGAAACAUUAGAGGGGAUAGACUGGCAGGACAUAUGGCAGGCCACUGCUAAAACCUCUAUUUGCGUCACGAUGCAAGAGCAGGCCUACAAAACGAUGUUCAGGUGGUAUACCACCCCUGUUCAGCUAUACCACAUGAAAAAAACACCCACAGACCUCUGUUGGCGCAAUUGCGGGGAGAGAGGGACGUAUACCCAUAUGUGGUGGCACUGCCCUAAGAUUAAAAUUUACUGGACGGCCAUUCAAACCCUCAUGACCCAAAUAUUUGAUAGACCAGUGACGUUGAACCCAUGGACGUUCCUACUGGCCAGACCUCAGGAGAAUUGGUCUAAACCAAACCAGCAUCUGUUUAACAAAAUAACCUUAGCGGCCAGGAGAGCGGUAGCCCAGAUCUGGCUACAGCAGGACACCCCCUCAGUAGCAAUAGUGAUUAACAAAAUCAAAGAAUGCCACUUAAUGGACAAACUCACGGCCCAAAUUAGGGGCACAACCAAAGCUUUUACUAAGACGUGGGAACCGUGGGAGACCUAUAAUGACCAGUAAGACCAAUAAAGACCAUGUAGCAGAAAGGAGUCGCAAACGCGAACGAUAGACUGCAGUAACCCCCCCCCCUUCCCCCUCCCCACUUUACCUCAACUUCUCUCCCCCCACCCAGACCACGACUGUUUGGACCGAGAUGACCGGUAUCCCGGCCCACAGUUCAGUUAUUAUCUGUUUUUGUUCUUUUUGUACACACUGUUCUUGUUGAAACAAUAAUACCAACAACAACGACGGAUGAAAGUAGAGAUGUUAAAACUCUUCAUAUGUACCUGGCAUGUUUAUGUACUAUUGAAACGCUCUUGCACGAGCCAAACCCUUUGCAUUGUCUACUCCAUACCGUUGCAAAAAUAAAGAAUUAAAAAUAAAAAAAAAAUGGCCACGGCCACGUGUUCGUCUCCCGAAUGGUGGCCACCCAGAGGACAAAGAACACACUACACGAAUUGCCAAUUACCCAUUUGCAACAUUGUUGCGAACGGUAAUUGAAGGCACACUUACUCCUGGGGUGAUCUGAUUGUUCGGUAGUUUCACUCGCAUAAUAAUCAGAGUGAUUUUACCGAACAAUCAGGCAAAUGCUGCAUACACUUCACAUACACAUGGCACAAUUUAACCGAACACAUAGGAAUAUACAUAAUUUUGAGGACAGCCCAAUGCCAUCCGCUACAAUCAGGUAAAGAUGAUCAUCCUAGGAGUGGAGUCUGACCCAACAUGGCUACUGAGACAGAUAAAGCUACAUAUUCUUAAAAAAAUGAAUAUUCGUCAUUAUAUGUUUGCUACAUUUUAUUGUUUUUACUGUAUUAAAUGACAUGUUACAAUAUUUAAUAAACAUUUCCAUUAAUAAAAAUAAUUAAAGACUGUUAAAUGUAUUAAACUAUUACAAACCAAGAAGUGGUCAAGGCAAACUAUAGAUCCCAUGUCUUUCAUGCAGAUAAUUGCAGUAUUUUCUGUUUAUUACCCGGCAGGGCGAUGGAUGGGUCUAUAACAGUCCGCUGUGGAAGAGCUCAGACUCGGGGCUUUAAAUACUAAACUGGUGUUAUUGGAUGGGAGGACUCAGACAGUGCCCAGCUAACUGCACCAACUUCCUGGCAGCCUGCGUGUGGAUCUUCUUGCAGGCUGGGAGACUUGUAGCGUUGUGGAGUCUGCUCAGUAUUAAUCAUUUUACCAUCUUAUUUCUGCACGUCGGAGACUGGAGUACUCAGGAUUCUGCCGCUUGUGCUUUACUCUGUACCUGCAGUAACAGACUACUCAUUAACUCUUACAGCACCGGACAGUCAGUAUUAGGUCACGUUUGUUUUAUUUCGCAGAGUUGUAUAAACCAUAUACAGCUUUUUCUAAUUUACAUUUCAGAUCUUAAAGCAGAAAGCCCUUUGGCCCACGCCAGGCAGCGAGAAGGCCUUUGACAUGCGUGUGCUCUUUUUGUUGGAUAGUUUGUGUUAACCCUUUGUCGGCACCUUGUUUCCAGGAAGAGAGUUGUCUAAAAGAUGUGAAGUAGAGAGGACCAGUAACUGUAUGUUACUAAUCGCCAACUGAUUUGCUGUGCAUUUGGAGUCCAGAUUUAGUUUGAAUGGAGUUAACUCACUGCGUGCCAGAGGAAAGUGUUGCCCUCUAUGUCUCCUUUCUCUAUGGACAGGGAGGUACAAGCAUCGGUUAACCUUUGAUCGAUACAAGGUCCUACACCUACACAAGAGGCCUGUAUUUUAACUAAUAAAUUACCUGCCAAAAAAAGCACAGAAAGGCAUUGUUACAUUGGAAAGCUAAUUUUGCUGAAGAUGUCAGAAUAUCACAUUCAGGUACAAGCUGCACCCCGUUUUGUAAUCUCCAUUAAUGAUGUUUCUGAAUUGCUGGCAAUCAUGAUGACAGAAUGAAACUUCACUGACAUUACGGUCCCUUCCAGGAGUGCUGCCUUAAUCUCUUCUGAAUGUUGUCUUCCGAUCAGUGUGUUACAUUCCUAUCUGUCCACAGACACGUUUCAGCAUUGUGAUAAACCCAUAACUAACACUGUGGCCUCCAACUGCCUUUUGUUAGCAUGUAUGAGAGCGCAUAGGAGCCUGGCCGUGUGUUUCCGCAAUGCUGUGAUCUGCACUGAACAGACAGACUUUGUGGACUGAAUAAACUCUCUGGAAUAUUAUGUGUCCUGUGUCUUUAUGUAAUUAUUAUAAUGGGUACAGCUCUGCUUAUUAAGCCGUGUAAUUAUAUUAUUUAAUGUGUUAAACUAGCGUGUGCUGUGUUACUGUGUCUUGUUUCAUUCCUGUCACACAGCACAUAAUGCAAGACAACUAUUCCGGCCCAAAAUCUGGAAUCACCUUCAGGUUAUUCACUGCAGUGGGAAUUGUUAUUGGAGCUGAUUUGAAUAAAAUAUUCAGUUAAUCUGGUUGUGGUUGGUUAUUGGUGAAAAGCCCUGUUUGCAUUACUGACAAUUCACAUUUUAGUGAAUAUCUUAUCUGGAAAAAUUCUGCAACUCAGCCAAAAUCAUAACUUGGAUAUUUUAAAAUAAAUUAUGCAGUUUGGGAUUCACUUCAUUAAAUACGGAGUUUGGUAGAUAAACCCCAUAAAGUGUGAAUUGUCAGGAAUUUACAUUCUACAUGAAACCUAGC
Molecule: messenger RNA, 31719 nt
Organism: Pelobates cultripes (western spadefoot toad)
Lineage: Eukaryota; Metazoa; Chordata; Amphibia; Anura; Pelobatidae
Source: the annotation of a GenBank genome assembly